This is a messenger RNA of Thamnophis sirtalis, 2139 nucleotides long. The record is from RefSeq and is a predicted model, not a curated record. NCBI's taxonomy places the organism in Eukaryota, Metazoa, Chordata, Lepidosauria, Squamata, Natricidae.
AUGGGAGGAGGAAUGUACCUGCCUGUUGACGAAGAUUAUUCUCCUCCCAUUGAACUGAAGGUAAUUGAUCACCGCGAUUUUGGAUAUAAGCCAGUGGUGGGACAAGCAACAGUGAGAUCUCUGAGUCAAUAUUACUGCAAUCCAUUAGAAGAAACCAAAGUCCACAACUUACCGCCCAGAGUCACUAAAAAGGUGAAGAUGAAAAAGAGAUGGAGCAGCUUUAAAUUAUGGUCAUGGAGGAAAGAGAAAGAAAAGAAGACCGAUGAAGAGGAGGAGGAAGAAGAGGAAGAAGAAAUUGAUUGGUGGAGCAAAUACUAUGCCACAAUGGGAGAUUUAUCAAAGAGCGGACAUUAUCUGGAAAAGGGAUAUGAUAGCAUAAAGAUCUACAAUUGUGAAUUGGAAGAAGUUCCUGAAUUCCAUGGUCUCCAGGAUUUCUGUCAGACCUUUCCUCUGUACCGGGGGAAAGUCCAAGAUGAGGACCCUAUGGUGGGGGGAGAAUUUAAGGUGAACAAGACCAAUAUAGCUUCACAUGGACAUCUGGGACCUGCCAAAGAACGUAUGGCCCUCCACCUUCUCCGGACAUGCGGUUUGGUCUCUGAACACGUAGAAACUCGCACCCUCUAUGACCCAGCUCUACCUGGAAUUGACCAGGGAAAAUUGCAGAUGUGGGUGGACAUCUUCCCACUCUACUUGGGUGACCCAGGACCUUCUUUUGAUAUCACCCCACGGAAGCCCAAAACAUUUGAACUCCGCUGCAUAAUUUGGAACACAAAAGAUGUGGAUCUGGAAGAUACCAAUAUCUUUGGAGACAAGAUGAGUGACAUCUACGUGAAAGGAUGGCUGGACGGCCAGGAAGAAGACAAGCAAAGAACUGAUGUCCACUAUAGGUCCUUGGCAGGAGAAGGCAACUUCAACUGGCGAUUCAUAUUCACGCUGGAUUAUUUGCCUAUGGAGCAAGUUUGUGUCCUCACUAAAAAGGUGGGGCAUAAAAUCUAUGAACUCACAUGUACCAUCCCAUUAGAAAAGGACCUGAAGAUCUCAUUAUUUGAUUUUGACCUCUUUUCACCUGAUGACAUAGUUGGGGACACCACCAUAGACUUGGAGGAUCGGCUCAUGUCUCAUUACGGGGCCAACUGCAAUCUGGAAAUGAACUUAACCAGCAUCCCACGACCUGCCAAGCGGCCUCGGGAUUGCAGUUUGAAAGUCCUGCAGGACGAUAGCGGGAAGGCCAGCUCGUCCACUCCUUUUCGCCGACGGAAACAAAAAUGCAUUUCCCUCUUCACCCAAAGGAAUAUGAGAGGCUGGUGGCCCUGCAUCGUCAUUGAGAAAGACAAGCCGCGAGUGUCCGGUAAGAUUGAAAUGUCUCUGGAGUUGCUGACCGAUCUGGAGGCCGACGAGUUUCCAGCUGGGAGAGGAAGGGAAGAACCCAAUGCAAACCCCUUUCUGAAGCCACCAGAGAGGCCGGAGACCUCUUUCCUAUGGUUCACAGCCCCCUUAAAGAGCAUUCAUUUUAUUGUAUGGCAGAAGAGUAAAUGGAAGAUCCUAAUUUUUAUCUGCAUCCUGCUGGUGAUCUGGCUGUUCAUCGAUUUCAUCUACUCAGCGCCAGGUUAUCUUGCCAUGAAGUUGGUCAAUCCAAUGAAAUUACAUGGUCCAUCUUGGCCCAAGCAGUCUCUGAAGAAUAAUAUUAACACAAGCGUUCAAAUAGCAUGGACAACCUCAGAAAUAAUGCAUACAAUUUCAACAGUGUCAUUGCCACCAGCAUCUUCCAAGAAAGGACCACCAGGAACUCCCAGGAAAGGACCACCAGGAGCUCCCAAGAAAGGACCACCAGGAGCUCCCAAGAAAGGGCCACCAGGAGCUCCCAAGAAAGGACCACCAGGAGCUCCCAAGAAAGGACCACCAGGAGCUUCCAAGAAAGGGCCACCAAGAGCUUCCAAGAAAGGACCACCAGGAGCUUCUAAGAAAGGACCACCAGGAGCUCCCAAGAAAGNCCAAGAAAGGACCACCAGGAGCUCCCAAGAAAGGGCCACCAGGAGCUCCCAAGAAAGGACCACCAGGAGCUCCCAAGAAAGGACCACCAGGAGCUUCCAAGAAAGGGCCACCAAGAGCUUCCAAGAAAGGACCACCAGGAGCUUCUAA